UUCUCAGCAACCAAACACUCUUAACAACGUCCUCAUAUCUUCAGUUGAGAAAAUUCACUCCUCCCAGCAAUGGCAGCGUCCGCCAACCCCUCCGGCGGUGCUCUGCCGGAGCUAACUAAGAGAACCCCCAUUCUGGGUCUCAAACUCUACGUCUUAAUCUCCGUUUUCCUACUAAUCCUGGUCGCAGUCGUGCUCCUCAUCUUGCUCUGCAUUCGCCGGAGCCGAAGCUCCAAGAAGCGCAAAAUGCGAGUGAAGCACAGCUCGGGCACAAUCCCACUAGUGUCGAAGGAGAUCGUGGAGGUUAAGGCAUUGGAGCUCAAAAUCGAAGACGGUGAUGUUGAUCCGAAGUCAGAGAUCGAAGAGAGUGCGUCGGUGGAGUGUCCGAACAUAGGGUGGGGCCGGUGGUAUAGCCUGAAGGAGCUAGAGAUUGCAACUGAUGGGUUUGCUGAAGGGAAUGUGAUCGGAGAAGGAGGGUAUGGGAUUGUGUACAGAGGAAUUCUCCAAGACGGUUCUGUCGUGGCUGUGAAGAAUCUUCUCAACAACAAGGGUCAAGCAGAGAAAGAGUUUAAGGUGGAGGUUGAAGCCAUUGGAAAAGUGAGGCAUAAGAAUUUGGUGGGGUUAGUUGGAUAUUGUGCAGAAGGUGCUCAAAGGAUGCUUGUUUAUGAGUACGUUGACAAUGGAAAUUUGGAGCAGUGGCUGCAUGGUGAUGUAGGGCCUGUUAGCCCCUUGACAUGGGAUAUACGAAUGAGGAUUGCUGUUGCGACUGCAAAAGGGCUAGCCUACUUGCAUGAAGGCUUAGAACCCAAAGUUGUCCAUCGAGAUGUAAAAUCCAGUAACAUUCUUUUGGACAAAAAGUGGAAUGCCAAAGUAUCUGACUUUGGACUGGCCAAGCUCUUAGGGUCUGAGAAAAGCUAUGUGACAACGCGAGUAAUGGGGACAUUUGGAUAUGUUUCACCUGAGUAUGCAAGCACGGGUAUGCUUAAUGAGGGCAGUGAUGUGUAUAGUUUUGGGAUUCUACUUAUGGAGCUAAUUACAGGAAGAAGUCCCAUUGAUUAUUCUAGACCACCUGGAGAGAUGAACUUGGUUGAUUGGUUUAAGGGAAUGGUAGCAAGUCGUCGUGGUGAUGGGCUAGUUGAUCCUUUAAUUGAGAUUCAGCCCUCUCCAAGAUCUUUGAAGCGAGCUUUACUGGUUUGUCUGCGCUGUAUAGAUUUGGAUGUUAUUAAGCGACCAAAGAUGGGUCAAAUUGUUCAUAUGCUCGAGGCAGAUGAUUUUCCCUUUCGUACUGAACUUCGAACAACUAGAGAGAAAGAUAAUGUUCCUUCUCAAGCAGCUGUUUCAAGCAAGGUUCCAUAUCCAACAAGGCAUGUGGAGCCGGUAGAUAAAUCAAGCUGGAGAUGAUUGCCUCUUGUACUGCUAAACACAUGUGCACCGCGUAUUUGUUCUGAUGAUUUUCAAUUUGUUAUGAACAAGUCAGAAGCCAUUGUGCAUAUCUUACACAGUUGUAGUUACUUUUCUUUCGGUCUUAUCGUAUUCUGUUGUAUUGCUAUAUCUUGUGAAGAAG
Messenger RNA from Gastrolobium bilobum, 1561 nucleotides. Its product is annotated as probable receptor-like serine/threonine-protein kinase At4g34500. NCBI's taxonomy places the organism in Eukaryota, Viridiplantae, Streptophyta, Magnoliopsida, Fabales, Fabaceae. The record is from RefSeq and is a predicted model, not a curated record. Gene Ontology annotation, biological process: protein phosphorylation. The coding region runs from base 70 to 1398 and encodes 442 amino acids. The transcript is spliced from 7 exons. Gene Ontology annotation, molecular function: protein kinase activity; ATP binding.